Molecule: messenger RNA, 987 nt
Organism: Acanthosepion pharaonis
Lineage: Eukaryota; Metazoa; Mollusca; Cephalopoda; Sepiida; Sepiidae
Source: the annotation of a GenBank genome assembly
AUGCUCAUGAGAGCCAUCAACGGUUAUCUAGCAAAUAAAAGAAAGCUGGACCUGGCGGACUGCGCGGACGAAACCACUCGUUUGGCACAACGGACAAGAAGGCAUCUAAGCAAUGCUCUCUGUCUUUCACUGCAUCCCUGGCUCAUCCCCGGCCUCCAGGACUUCGUCGUGCCACUGGACCCAGAUGGGAAGAGACGAGAAAUGGACGCGUUGCCAAGUGACAGGUGUGGACGCAUUGGCAGUCGUAGUCACAAUUCAACACGUAGGCGGCCCAGGUCAUAUGGUUGCUUUUCGCUGAACAAGAGAGCACUGGAAUUCGGCAGCCAUUUGUGCAACGAAGCAGCACUAAUAUUCGGACAAUAUUCUUUUCUCAUUUCGUUUCUACUUCUUUUUCGACACGAUCUCCUUUUUCUUCUUUUCUGCCGUAUUUCAUUGUCAAUUGUUUUUUCUUUCUUUCUUUUUUCCUAUAAUACUUUUCUAUUCUUUCUUUCUCUUUCUUUCUUUCUUUUUCUUUCUUUCUUUCUUCUUACUUCUUUAGUUCUUUCUUUCUUCAUUGUUCUUUCCUUCUUUCUUUCCCUCUUUCUUUCUUUCUUUUUUAAUACUUGUAUUUCUGUUUUAUUUAUCCAUCUUGUUUUAUUCAUCUUUCUUUCAAAAUUCGUUGUCUUUCUUUCUGUUUCUUUCUUCCUUUCUUUUUUCUGUUUGUUUCUUUGUUUCUUUCUUUUUACUGUUUCUUUCUUUCUUCUGUUUGUUUCUUUCUUUCUGUUUCUUUCUUUCUGUUUCUUUCUUUCCUUCUUUCUUUCUUUCUUUCUUUCUUACGAACUUAUACUUUUCUUGAUCCAUAUUUGUCUAUCUGUCUUUUCAUAUCUAACGAUGUGUCUCUGUCUUUUUCUAUCUAUCUAUCUAUCUAUCUAUCUAUCUCUUUUCAUAUUUGUUUAUCUAUCGAUUUAUCUAUCCAUCUAUCUCUGUCUUUUCAUAUCUAUCUAUUGA